AUGGUGCCGCUGCCAUUGUUCAAGCUUGGAUCGCUGUUUCUCCGGCAUAUUUCCAAAUAUGGCGCUAACCGCAUUAAGAAGCAAGCUCACGACCACGCGCGAUUCCGUGCCUUUGCCGCCCGGUACGGCCAGAUGAUGCACCAGCUCAACAUGCGCACGUCGGUCGCCCUCCUCCGCGACCCCGAGGCGGAGCGGCGGGCGCGGGAAAAGGCCGAGGCGCCGACGGUCAAGACGGAAGCCCAAACGCGGCGCGAGGAAGAGGGCAAAGCCAAGGAGCAGCAAAAGGCGAGUCCUGCGGCGGCGACGACGGCGACGGCGACGGCGACGACGAAACAAAAGACGACGCCCCGGAGGCAGCCGUUUCAAAACAUUUGGACGCGCAAGUUCCGGGCGCUGCCGGAAGACAAGGCCGUGGACCUGUUUGCGGACGUGGUGGGCGACACCUUCAUCCUCGGGGUGGCGGUCGCGCUCAUCCUGUACGAGUACUGGCGCUCGCAGCAGAAGCCGGACAGCAACAAGGAGCAGAUUGAGGCGCUGGGCAAGCGGCUGGACGAGCGCGAUGGGGCGCUGCGCGAGGCCGAGGCGCGGCUCGGGGCGGUGGAGGAGGCGCUGCGGGCGCUGCGGGAUGCGGGCCCGAAGAAAGCGGUGCAGGCGUCGUUGGGGGAAGCGGCGCCGACGUGA
Molecule: messenger RNA, 681 nt
Organism: Cordyceps militaris CM01
Lineage: Eukaryota; Fungi; Ascomycota; Sordariomycetes; Hypocreales; Cordycipitaceae
Product: OPA3 domain protein
Exons: 2
Coding region: 1-681 (226 amino acids)
Biological process (GO): regulation of lipid metabolic process
Cellular component (GO): mitochondrion
Source: RefSeq, a predicted model, not a curated record